UUCUCACCCCAUAGACAUAUGUAGCCAUCGUAGCCUUGGUAAUUUUCUGCCGACUCCCUCUCUUUCCCACCUAAUUCUCCACCUAGAAGAAAAUAGAAAACUUCUCCACAAACUCAGUCCUCUUUGCAGAGAGAGAGAGAGAGAGUUGGUUUAUUGAGGCUUUCAAAAGGAAUGGCAACCCCAAGUAAUGAGAAUGUAGGACCAUUCUCUCGUGUAUCAAAUUGGUUUAAGGCAUUGCGUGACAAGUUAAGAUCCAAGGUCAUGGAGUUUCUCGAGGAGGCAAAGAAACUGGGAAAAGAAGAUCCAAGAAGAGUCAUUCAUUCACUCAAAGUAGGAUUAGCCAUUUGUUUGGUCUCCCUUUUCUACUACUUUGAUCCUAUCUACGAAGGCUUUGGCAUCUCUGCUAUGUGGGCUGUCAUGACUGUUGUCGUCGUCUUCGAAUUUUCAGUAGGAGCAACACUUGGGAGAGGUGUAAAUAGGAGUGUGGCUACAUUUGUUGCAGGUGGUCUAGCUGUUGGUGCUCAUCGCGUAUCAAGCUUUUGUGGAGAGACAACCGAACCAUUGGUACUCGGCCUCUUUGUCUUUCUAUUUGCUGCUGUGGUGACAUUCCUGAGAUUUUUUCCCAAAAUGAAAGCAAGAUAUGACUAUGGGCUGCUCAUAUUCAUACUAACAUUUUGUCUGAUAUGUGUGUCGGGUUAUCGAGACGAUGAGGUGUUGCACCAGGCCAACGUCAGGCUAUCAACAAUCCUGAUCGGUGGAGCAACGGCUGUGAUUAUAUGCUGUUGUAUUUGCCCUGUCUGGGCUGGUGAUGAUCUUCAUGAUUUGGUUGCUGUCAACAUUGAAAAACUUGGAAACUUCCUCGAAGGAUUUGGAGGUGAAUACUUCAAAACAGGGGAUGAAGAAUCCAAGGAUGAGGAUAAAUCAGUUCUCAAAGGAUAUAAAGAUGUUCUUAACUCAAAAAGCACUGAAGAGUCCCUGGCUAAUUAUGCAAAAUGGGAGCCACGUCAUAAAAGGUUUAGAUAUAGGCAUCCAUGGGAACAAUACUUGAAAAUUGGAGCUAUUACUAGGCAGUGUGCCUGCCGAAUUGAAGCUCUCAAUGGCUGCCUUGACUCUCAGAAUCUGGCAUCACCACUAGUCCGAGCUAGAAUUGAAGAAUCACUCGCAAAGAUGAGCAAAGACUGCAGCUAUGCUUUAAAAGAAAUAUCAUUAGCAAUCAAAACAAUGACAAUAUGGCCAUCCUUGGCCAAAUCCCACAUUGCAAACUCAAAAAUCGCUGCUGAAAACGUCAAAUCCUCUCUCAAAACAGACUCCUGGCCUGACACAGACCUCCUGGAGAUCAUCCCUGCUGUUACAGUAGCUUCAUUGCUGAUCGAUGUCAUCAGUUGCACAGAAAAAAUUGCUGAAUCUGUACACGAACUCGCUUCCAUGGCAAAUUUCAAAAAAAUAGACUCUUCAAUAAAACAAGAACAACAAAUCAUCGUUCGCCAGAGAACAAUGCAGCAAUAUUCUAGCAUCAGAAGACAUCAUCAUCUCAUCACGAUUGAUACUGCAUUUCAAGGACCAGCUGAAUGAAUGAAACACAGCCAAUGAGAGGGCGACAAGUCAGAUAUCAUAUUUAUAGCCAUUAUAUAUAUAUAUAUAUUUGUGUAAUUCCCCUAGUUGUACAUCUUUCAGUUCUGUACAACAAAUUAUCCAGAAAUUUUGUUUGAGGCAAUUCGGAUGAAAAUAUGGAGGAGAAAUCAAAGUUCAUUGACAAUGGUCUCUUGUGAGAAGCCAUGAUUGAAUGCUUGAGACUCUGUCUCUCUGUGUUUUUAGAGUGAUUAAAUUUCCCUCCAUCUUUUUGUCACAUAUUAUAUUAGUAAGUGAAAGAUGAGAAAUGAGGUUAUAGAAGACUCAUCUUAUUUCUUAAUUCAUUUUCCUUCUAUUUUGUAA
Camellia sinensis is the source of this 1932-nucleotide messenger RNA. Its product is annotated as aluminum-activated malate transporter 2. Lineage: Eukaryota; Viridiplantae; Streptophyta; Magnoliopsida; Ericales; Theaceae. The record is from RefSeq and is a predicted model, not a curated record. Gene Ontology annotation, biological process: malate transport.